Molecule: messenger RNA, 1689 nt
Organism: Prorocentrum cordatum
Lineage: Eukaryota; Dinophyceae; Prorocentrales; Prorocentraceae
Source: the annotation of a GenBank genome assembly
GUGCGGAGCAGGGCCGUGAAGAGCAGCUCGCCGAGGUUCCGCAGCACGAUGCAGCAGGACCUCUACGACGUCCUCGGCUCGCUGCAGCAGCUCGCGCCCGCCCGCGCCUCCACGCGGGGCGGCGCGGCGCCCGGCCCGAGGGCCGCCCGGGAGGCCGUGGCCCUGGCGCAGCGCCGCUUGCUGCCGUGGGAGAAGACCGACGAGCAGACCGGCAGGGAGGCGAAGCCCAACGACCUGGUCGGCGCCGCCUCUGGGGCGAAGUCGUACAACGCGAGGAGCGGGCGCAUCUUGGGCAUCCUCGGCGAAAUGCACGACGAGUUCACGCGCGACUUGGGGAACGCUCAGUACACGGAGUACCUCGCGCUGGUUUCUUUCCAGAAGUUGAAGUCCGCCAAGACUUCCGAGAUCUUCAUUGCGUCCGAGACGAAGGACAGGAAGGAGGCGGAGCUCGCCGACCUCCUUAACAGGAUGGCGCAGGCGAAGGAGCAGAGGGAGGAGAUGGAGGCCGCGAAGGCGGCGGACGAGACAUUCUUGUCGCAGAUGCAGGAGGGCUGCAAGAAGGAGGACGAGGAGUACCAGAAGCGCCUGGCCGUGCGGAGCGAGGAGCUCCGGGCCUUGUCCGAGACCCUCAAGGUGCUGACGGCGGAGGAGGCACGCGCAACGUUCUCCAGGUCCACGCUCAGCCUGCUGCAGGAGUCCUCCCAGCGCACCGAGCGGCGCGCGGCCGCGCGGGAGCGCGCGGCGGAGCGCGCGAUGCAGCGCAUCGCCCGGGUGGCCAAGGCGCACAAGAAUUGGGCGAUGUUGUCGCUCGCAGUCCGUGUGCGGCUCGACUCGUUCACAAAGGUCAUCGAGAUGAUGGACAAGAUGACGGCAGAGCUGAAAAAACAGCAGCAGGAUGAGUACGAGAAACACGAAUUCUGCAAACAGGAGAUCGAUGAGACGGAAGACCUGAUCAAGGUGCACACCAACACCAAAGAAAUGUUGGACGAGCAGCAUCUUGCCCUCACGGAUAAGCUUGCUUCUCUCAACAAGGACAUCGAUUCGUUGAAGAAGGAGGUGGCCGACAUGGAAGUGAGUUUGAAGGACGCAGGCGAGCAGCGCAAGGCUGAAAACGCCCUCUACCAGCAGUCGAUCAUGGACCAGCGUGCAGCGGUCAACAUCUUGAACAAGGCGCUGGAGCGGCUGAAGAUGUUCUACUCGAAGGACGCGACGUUUGUGCAGACUCGACAGGGCCCGCCCGUCCCCGGCGCCGCGGUGGCGCCUCCGCCGCCCCAGGGCCAGGCCUACGAGAGCUCCGGGGGCGCGGGCGGCGUGCUUCAGAUGAUGAUGACCAUCAUCACCGACGCCGAGGCGGAGGAGAAGGAGCUGGACGUAUCUGAGAACGCCGCCCAGAGGCGGUACGCAGAGUUCGUCACCGACGCCACCGCCAGCAUCGAAGCGGACCGUGAAGCCAUCACGGCGAACGAGAAGCUCGUCGCGUCCACGGAGGCGCAGAAGGCGGAGGUGGAGGGGGCGCAGCUGUCGAACGACGAGGAGCUGGGCAGGCUGGGCGACCUCCUCAAGGCGCACCACCUGGACUGCGACUUCCUGCUCAAGUACUUCGACCUGCGCCAGAAGUUCCGCGGCGAGGAGCUCGACUCCAUCGCCGAUGCGAAGGCGAUCCUCUCGGGCGCCGACUUCGGCAAGUGA